Molecule: messenger RNA, 1246 nt
Organism: Vigna unguiculata (cowpea)
Lineage: Eukaryota; Viridiplantae; Streptophyta; Magnoliopsida; Fabales; Fabaceae
Product: saposin B domain-containing protein
Biological process (GO): lipid metabolic process
Source: RefSeq, a predicted model, not a curated record
UGUCUGUUGUCAAGUUAAUUGGCCCUGCUUCAGUUUUCUAUAACUGUGUCGGAUGACAACAUGAUUGUUUUUUGGUUCUUUUUCAGUUUUGAUCAUUGGUUUUCAGGCUUAUCAUUGCCGACAAAAUAUUCUCAACUGGGAUUUUUCUUUUCUGGGGGAAGGAUGAACUGAAUUGCAUGUUUUGUUGGUUUGAUUAUGCCGAUUUAAUUGAGAAUUGUGUUGUCUUUGUAACUUCUGAAGUACAUUUUAAGAGUUUCACAGAGAAGGAACCAUGGAAGGGAGGAUGGGACUGUUGUUUCUUGUUGUUGUAUUGGGUGCUGCUUGGGCUUGUGAUGCAAGAGAAGUAGCCAACUUUGAUCAAACGAAAAUUUAUACUGCAAACACUGAACCAAAAGCAAAAUUUGAUAUGUGUGCACUUUGUGAGGAAUAUACUACCAAGGCACUUGAAUAUAUAAAGCAAAACAAGACCGAUCAAGAGAUCAUUGAUACCCUGCACAACACAUGCAGCCAGCUUCACUCUUUCAAGCAGAAGUGCAUUGAUUUGGUGGACUAUUAUACUCCUAUUUUCCUCUCGGAAGUAGCUUCACUCAAGCCUAGAGAAUUCUGCCACGAGAUCAAUAUCUGCCAGCUCGUUGAACAUGUUUCCGUGCAAGUUCAAGAAGAUGCAUGUGGGUUUUGCGAAGAAACUGUUUCAACUCUGCUGGAUAAGUUGAAAGAUAGUGACACUAAGCUAGAGAUAAUUGAGACAUUACUGAAGUUGUGCAAUUCAGUGGAGAAGUAUGCAAAUAAGUGCAAGAGAUUGGUUUUCGACUAUGGACCCUUGGUUUUUGACAAUGCUGAGAAAUUCCUAGAGAAUGUAGAUUUCUGCACUGUAAUACAUGCCUGCAAAUCUUCAGAAGUUGCUAGCGAGCAAGCUUUUCUUUCAGACUCUUAAUUAUAGAAACAAAGCUCUACCAGGUUUAUUGUUCCCUUUAAGAUUUCCACAUACAAUGUAAUAAGGAAGAGGGAGAGUACAAGUUCGAAGCAUUGUCAGUGUAAAGUUUUUAGUACUAGUUUAUCCUGUGUCAGCCAGCACAUUAUUAAAAAAAGUUGAUACUUACUCUGUAGUGGUUGUGGUACUAUAGCAUUUUUAUUAUUUGGCAAUAUGUAAUCUAUGUUUGCAUGCAGUUCUUCAAAAGAAAAUCUUUAUGUAUAUUACGGUAUGUAUGCUAAAAUUCUGAAUGUGACAGUGUAAGUUUCAAAUUGA